AUGAGUUUUUUGUUCUGUUGUCUGGGUGAAUCUUCUGAUUCAAGUGAUGAUAAAUCUCAAACUCCUCAAACUAGAACCGUUAGUUCAGGUGUAAAUAGAAAGGAUAUAACCGCAAAUAAUAUUAAUCCAAAAUCAUCAACCACUAAAUCUACUACAUCCAAUACAUCAAAAGUGCCAGAAAUAGUUGCUACCGCUACUAAAACUUCUAAAGGUCAUCAAAAUAGUAAUAGUAUACAUAAAAAAGAUUUACUUGAUGAUGAUAAUUCUAUAAAUGAAACUGACACCAUAACAAAUACUGGCGACGAAGCCAAUAAUACUCCUAUAUCUCAUCCUGAUAAACAAUUAUCAUCUGAUCAACAACAAAAUAUAAUAACUCAAGUUAGUCCAUCAUCAAGUAAUGGAGUUAUUUCUGCCUCUAAUAAAUCCAUUAAUUCUCAUCAAAAUAAACAAAAUGGAGUUGAAGAACAAGAUGAAGAAGAUGAAGAUGAUGAUGAUGAUGAACAUGAUGAAGAAAUAUAUGAUGAAGAUGAUGAUGAAAUGGAAGAUGAAUCAGUUUUAGAUUUAACUAAACUUCAAGAUGGUCAAGCUUUUAAUCCUGAAACUGGAUUUCUUUUGGGCAAAAAGGAUAAAAAAUUUGGUUCUAAAAAAUGUCUUAUUCUUGAUUUAGAUGAAACUUUAGUUCAUUCAUCAUUUAAAUAUUUAAAAACUGCUGAUUUUACUAUUCCAGUUGAAAUUGAUAAUCAAGUUCAUUAUGUUUAUGUAAUAAAAAGACCUGGAGUGGAUGAAUUUUUAAAGAAAGUUGGUCAAUGGUAUGAAGUUGUAGUAUUUACAGCUUCAGUGGCAAAAUAUGGAGAUCCUUUAUUAAAUAAAUUGGAUAUUUAUAAUUCUGUUCAUCAUAGAUUAUUUAGAGAUUCAUGUUAUACUUAUCAAGGAAAUUUUAUUAAAAAUUUAUCUCAAAUAGGACGUACAUUAAGUGAUUCAAUUAUUAUUGAUAAUUCACCUGCAUCUUAUAUAUUCCAUCCUCAACAUUCCAUUCCAAUUUCAAGUUGGUUUAGUGAUACUCAUGAUAAUGAAUUAUUAGAUUUAUUACCAUUUUUAGAAGAUAUAUCUAAAACCAACGUUGAUGAUGUUGGAUUAGUUUUAGAUAUAUCAUUAUAG
Messenger RNA from Scheffersomyces coipomensis, 1158 nucleotides. Its product is annotated as phosphatase. The record is from RefSeq and is a predicted model, not a curated record. NCBI's taxonomy places the organism in Eukaryota, Fungi, Ascomycota, Pichiomycetes, Serinales, Debaryomycetaceae. Bases 1 to 1158 code for a protein of 385 amino acids. The transcript has a single exon. Gene Ontology annotation, cellular component: plasma membrane. Gene Ontology annotation, molecular function: phosphoprotein phosphatase activity.